Molecule: messenger RNA, 1215 nt
Organism: Striga asiatica
Lineage: Eukaryota; Viridiplantae; Streptophyta; Magnoliopsida; Lamiales; Orobanchaceae
Source: the annotation of a GenBank genome assembly
AUGACUGAGGAAGUGAGCGGAGACUGGCUGAGCUGCUUCCCGGAGAACUUCUCCUCCCUCGAAAUCCUUAACUUCGCCAGCCUCAGCGGUGAAGUCAGCUUCGAUGACCUGGACAGGCUCGUCAGCCGGUGCAAAUCCCUGAGGGUCCUGAAAGUCAACGAGACUGUCACGUUGGACCAGCUGCUGAGGCUCCUCGUGCACGCUCCUAAGCUGACGGUGCUGGGGACUGGCUCGUUCACGCAGGAACUCACACUCCGCCAGUGUGAGGAAAUCGAGACAGCUUUUCUUAACUGUAAGAAUCUGCAGGUCCUCUCUGGACUGUGGGAAGCCAAUGCCCUCUAUCUGCCUCUGGUGUAUGGAGCUUGUGGUGGACUGACUUUCUUGGACCUCACGAAUGCCCCCAUCGAGAGUAACGAAUUCGAGAAGCUUCUGUCUCACUGUCCUCACCUACGGCGCCUCUGGGUCGUGGACUCGGUACAAGACGAAGGUCUCGAGGCCGUGGGCCCCAACUGCCCGUUCCUCGAGGAGCUUCGCGUCCUCCCUUCCGACCCCUACAACCAAGAAAACCUCGAGGGCGUGUCCGAAACGGGCCUUUUAGCAGUCUCCCGAACCUGCCCUCGACUCCACUACAUUCUCUACUUCUGCCACCGCAUGACAAAUGCCGCCGUUGUCUCGGCAGUCCAAAGCUGCCCGGGCUUCACUCACUUCCGCCUCUGCAUAAUGACCCCUCGUCAGCCCGACUACGUUACGGGCCUCCCCAUGGACGAGGCCUUUGCAGCAGUCGCCAAGACCUGCACGGGCCUCAAGCGCCUCUCGGUUUCGGGCCUUUUGACCGAUAUGACCUUCGAGUAUAUCGGGAAGUAUGCUAAGAAUUUGGAGACUUUGUCCGUGGCGUUUGCUGACGGGACAGAUUGGGGAAUGCAGUGCGUGCUGGAGGGUUGCCCGAGGCUGAGGAAGCUCGAGAUAAGGGAUAGUCAGUUUGGGAAUGCGGCUCUUUUGGCGGGCCGGGAGAAGUACGGGUCGAUGAGGUCUCUUUGGAUGUCGGGCUGCUUGGUAACGCGCGACGGGUGCCGGGAUCUGGCGGUUGCCAACCCGGGGCUUAACGUGGAGGUUAUUAUGGACGAGUAUGAGAUGGGCCACGCGGAGGUGGUUAUUGUGUACCGCACGGUGGCCGGGCCCAGAAAGGAUGCUCCGUCUUUCGUCCUCACACUUUGA